Desarmillaria tabescens is the source of this 1425-nucleotide messenger RNA. Its product is annotated as isoprenoid synthase domain-containing protein. The coding region runs from base 333 to 1340 and encodes 335 amino acids. Gene Ontology annotation, molecular function: carbon-oxygen lyase activity, acting on phosphates. The record is from RefSeq and is a predicted model, not a curated record. NCBI's taxonomy places the organism in Eukaryota, Fungi, Basidiomycota, Agaricomycetes, Agaricales, Physalacriaceae. The transcript is spliced from 6 exons.
UGAAAGAUAUAAUGAAUGAAAGCCAAGACCGUAAAUAAGGGUCUCUACGAGUCUGCACUUUGGUUUAUAAUGUCGUAUUCUAUAAAGGAAUGUUAGGAACAACGGCAAUCCAGACAAGCGGGUUUCACCUUGUUUCACGCUGAUGUGAUCGGGUCGGUCGAACGACGUUCCUGUUUUAAUCCAAGUAAGCUCGUAGGGAACCAUCCUUUUGCCUAUGUUUACACAUUCCUUGAUCUCCGGUGAACAAACCAGUCCGGAAAUUUCGAUGGGCGUUGUCCCUGGUCUUCGUCACGUCAUGUCCCAUACGUGUAGAGAACACACUGAUAUAUAAUAUGCUUUGCGACAUUCGAUGCCUCCAGUCUCCAGCCUUGGUCUAUUCACGUCGAACAAUGCAAUCCGGAGCAUCCACCCUCUCUCGUCUUUCCGGCUCUGCACUUCAUCCUAAACCGAACACAUCCUCAGAAGACAUCCGUGAUAUUAUACGGUCUUUCCUCCACAAGUUUGAUACUACCGACUUGCCAUCAGUCGAGGAUGCUGCACUCGAGGAUCUUUGUAUCAAAGAGGCUGAACGUCGAGGAUAUGCCCUCGACGUCCUCAAGCCCAGCCUAAUAGUCGGGCUCAACAUCGCUGCUUCGGCGUACCACCAUCUCGUUGAUGUCAACGUCAAGGUGUACAUUACCUUCUUCACCAUGUUUUUAACAUACUUCGAUGAUGCUUAUCCUGAUGACCCCGACAUCCUCGUUGGAGUUCCUCGAUUUACCAAGUAUUUCAUGUCCUCGGAAAAGCAGCCAAGCAAGAUGAUGAACGACCUUGCAAAUCUGCUGGCAGAAACUUCUCAGCUCUUUGGCGAAGUCACUGCUGACUUGAUUGUUCAUGCAACCCUUAGGUUCAUUACCGGAUUGGUUUUAGAAACUCGGAGCAAAUAUGAACCUACGCACAGGGUUGAUAAAUACGCAAUGUUUCUCCGUGAGAUAAGCGGGAUCCCUGACGCCUACGCCAUGUUCAUAUUCCCCGCUGAUCUGCCAUACGAUGUAUACAUCCAAAGUCUUCCUCUCCUCCGCGAUGUCAUCAACUUCAUGAACGACAUCACCUCGUUCUACAAGGAAGAGUGUGAAGGGGAAACGCACAACCUCAUAUCGCUGUUGGCUGAAGCCAACGGCAAGCCAAAGAGUAGGACUCUUCGUUAUGUGGUUGAGAAGUGCAUGGAGGCACAUGAGAGAACGUUGCGUAUCCUGUCACCCCACAAAGAAGCGCAUAGGAUAUACCAGGAAUUCGUGAAAGGGUACUUAGCAUUUCAUCUGGGUGCAAAGAGAUAUAGACUCGGCGAGUUGAAUCUGUAGUCUGUUGUCCAUAAUAUUACUUCGCGUUGACUGUAACUAUGAGCUGGUAAAAUCGAGAUACGAUACCAGAACGUUUUAUGUUGUA